AUGCCGGCUGACUUCACUUAUUCUCAGAUCGCCCCGGCCUCUUCCGAAAGCACUGCCGCCGAAAAGGAAGCACACGAUGCCAAUUGCGCCAAGGAAGCUGAAGCUCCCGAGGCCUCCCCACGCGAUGUCCAUGGCUGGAAAUUGGCCAUAUCGUACAUGGACUUGCUGUCAUUCAUUCUCCUCUACGCUUUUGAUUGCACUGUGGUCGCCGAUGUCCAGACCUCCAUUAUCAAUGACUUUGGCGCGAUAGACCAGUUGUCGUGGCUCAGCAACGUCUCCGCGAUUAAUUAUAUCCUAGCACCGCCGCACCAGGUUGCAUGUUACCCGGAAAACACCGCCAAGCCGCCGCUUCUGAACCGCUGCCCUGGCUUUGGGGAUAAGCAUGGCAAGGCCCGAGCGGCAUUGGCAACUCUGCGAGGCGAAUUGGCUCUGCCAAGAGUGGUCGGUGUCCGUGGCCGUGGUUACGAAUGGGAAGAGGCCGAGCCUCGAAAGGGACUGCCGCCCCUCGGAAGGGCCCCAAUGAGUUCUCGGCCUGCCGAUGCGCUCACUCCCGACGUCCAGUCAAGGGACGGCUCCACCGCGCCCCAGUCCAUGUGCUGCUCCAAGCUACUCUCUGGUGGGCUGGGCGUCUCUGAUCCGGAGAAGGCCGAGAGGAAGCUGGGCUGGGAGACGGAGCCGACUCAUCUCUCGCACGCCGUCUUUGGCCGCCGAACCAGCGGCUUCACACUCUGCGACGCCGAGCUCUACAAGUUGAGGACCAAGUUGGCGGGCAUCUCUUGCCUGCGGGAAGCGCGGGGAUGA
Neoarthrinium moseri is the source of this 801-nucleotide messenger RNA. RefSeq lists its product as uncharacterized. The coding region runs from base 1 to 801 and encodes 266 amino acids. The record is from RefSeq and is a predicted model, not a curated record. Lineage: Eukaryota; Fungi; Ascomycota; Sordariomycetes; Amphisphaeriales; Apiosporaceae. The transcript is spliced from 6 exons.